CAACUCCACUAAGAAAGAGAACACAGAGGGCCAGCAGAACAGAACGGAAGAAAGAAGGAAGAAAAAAGCUCCAUUAAAUUUGCACAGAACACAUGCCAACUUUUGCUUUUUAUUACCCCAUUUCAUUUCUCUCUCCAAAAAAGGAGCUUGAUUCUCUCUGCUAUAAUUUAUUUAUUUUUUCCUCCCUCUUCCUUUUCCCCCUUUAUAAUUGUUUUUCUUUUCACAAAUCUUUAAUUUCCUUUUCCUUUUUCUUUUGUUGCCCCUGAAAAAUUGAGCUCCCCCCUUUUUUUGGGUUUUUGCUUUCUUCCCCCACUGUUCCUUCUUCCUCUCUCUCUGUUUUGUGUGAUGGGGGCAGUUUUAAUGGAGUGGCUGUACUACUGAUAAAUGGCUCAGCACAGUAUGCUAACCAAUGUCAACAGCGACUCCAACAAAGACUAUGUUUGUAAAAAUUCCACUGACCCACAUCCAAAAUUACCUGAUAAUCCUAUCUUCCAUGAUUUUUUAGGCAUGAAAAACCCUGAUACUACUCCUCUUGUUUUUGCUCCCCGGACGGCGGCGGAUUUACGCCCGUCGGAACCCUCUCCGGCUGCAUCCGCUUCCCGUGGACCCUCUUCAAGCGGUGGCCGUGGCCCCAUCUCUACUACCUCAGAUCUUGCUUCCGACCGACAGGUAGGGAGUCAUCUUGAAGGCGUUCCAUUUUAUGGUCCGAGGGGCGAUAUCUCUACGACAGAGAUCCAUAGUAGGAUUAUAGGAAGUAAGAGAAGCAUAUCGGAUUCUGCUUUUAUGGGAUCGUAUCGAGAUGGAGUUCCGCACAUGCCUUCCGAGUCACAUCAUAAUAGCUUGCAUCUAAUGAAGACAUUGCGAAAUGGAGCAGGCGGGGAGCGAAACCGAAGAUCCAUUGAUGAUGAAGUGACGCUUGGGAUGCAGCAUCCAAUGAGGCCGAACCCUGCAUCACUUAUUUUUCAAUCUCAUAUUGGAAGUGGCAGUAGACUUGAUGCUGAUGGUACCAAGUGGGAGAGAUCCACACUUGUGAACAUCGGUCCUUCUCCGGCAGUACAGUGCUCUCCCCGGGGGACGAUGGUGCCUUUUCCCCCCCAAUUACCUACAAACAGAUUCAGAGAUGCCAAUGUUAUUCCCCCAAAUAUAUCUCAAUCAGCUGCAGAUGAGGGAUCUCGAACUGGAAUUAAAGGUCCUGGAAUCUUGAGUUCGAGUCAUCCCGGUGGUGGAACCUCUGAACGAAACUCAUCAGUUUUGCUGAAGUCCGGGACUAAUAUUGUGGAGCAUGAAGCCUGUAUUCCUUCAAGUCGACGUGGUCUUACAUCUGCCAAUCGGCAGAUGACGAUAUUUUAUGGUGGCCAAGCUCAUGUCUUCGAUGACGUUCAUCCAAACAAGGUUCAUGUUCUAAAUUACAUGGUUUUGAGCACAUGUUUGUCCUUCUCUUACUAUCCAAAUGUUAUAAUGGCCUUAGCUGGAUCGAAUGGCGGAUCAUGGUCAACUAAUUAUGGAACAAAGUCAACUGCUAGGCCAAUCAACGAAAACCAAAUACCAAGUGGAGAACUCGAUAUUGGUAUGACAAGUAACACCACCUCGACAUUCGCCAAAGAAGCUCGUGGAAAGCUGUGUGUUGCUGGGAGUUCCGUCCCACUAGCUGGCUCUGUUGAGAGAAUCUCAACAACAUCAGCAGGAGCUCCUCAUGGCAGCAGUGGUAGUAAGGGUGGUAGAGACCAAGUUCAAGCCACUGAUUCCAAUAUGGAGAAGAAGAGAGAGGUGUAAUAUUAGUUCUCCAACUCAAUCAAAUGUUUCUGAAUCCAUGAAGGCACAGCUGUUUUAAGGAAUUCUCAAUGUGCUCGCCUGUAUUUUGGUACUAUUUAACUUCGAUUUUUAUUGUAUUUUCUUACCUUUUUUCCUUGGGGGGAUAAUUUUCUUGUUGAUGGGAUGUGGAGGUAUGAGAUUAUGGAUUGGAUUCCAGAUUAAAUGAAUGGUUUAUGCUUGAUGAGCAAUGGAAAUUAAUCCCCUUUCUUUUUAUA
Benincasa hispida (wax gourd) is the source of this 2027-nucleotide messenger RNA. The record is from RefSeq and is a predicted model, not a curated record. Lineage: Eukaryota; Viridiplantae; Streptophyta; Magnoliopsida; Cucurbitales; Cucurbitaceae.